UUACUCUCAUCGCAGGUUUCAGCCCGCCCCGGGGCUUCCUGAUUCACUAUAUCACUAGCCCGACGAGCGUGUAUGUGUUUGUGCCCCUCACACGGCAGAGCCACCACCUGGACGAAGCUACGGCUGGUCGCUCGGUAUCACCGGCUUCGCAUUCGCUACCCAAACCAGAGAUGUGGCAUCUUGUGGCCCUCGGCUGCGUGUUUUUCCCGGGUGUCUUUGUUCUCACCCGGAGACUGGUGCACAGAGCGUCGCCGGCACUAACUGACGGAGACGUCGUCCACAUCAGCGUCAGAGUCGUCUCCUCUGUCCAAGCUGUGAUGGCAACAUUCUCUGGCUACGUAAUCACGUCCUCCUCCAACCAUGUGAUGAAAGAUAGCCAUUGGAUUUCUAAGGACUAUGUAUUAUUUGGAGCACCUUACAUGGUCUAUGAUAUUUAUGCCAUGUACCUUUGUCACUGGUAUAAGCAUAAGGAAAAGUACAAUUCAUCCUUCAGCAUUGUGACAGGCUUCCUGAAGAAAAAUCCCUUGAUCAUACUGCACCAUCUUGUCCUGUUACUUGUCUGCUUCCCUAUUAUUAUGUAUUAUACAAAAGACCUUGGAGAUUUCUUCCUGGGAUGCCUUUUCCUGGCAGAGCUGAGCACACCGUUCGUCUCUUUUGCCAAAAUACUCAGUCAGCUGAAAAUGCAGGACACACUGCUAUACAAGGUCAACGGCAUCAUCACUUUGGUGACUUUCUUCACUUGCCGUAUCCUCGUGUUCCCCUUCAUGUACUGGGCCUAUGGUAGGCAGUACGGCAUCCCCACCCAUAAGGUACCUUUCCACAUACCUCUGCACUGCACCCUUGCCAACGCCAUGCUUAUGGCUCCUCAGGUUUACUGGCUCUCUCUAAUCAUCAAGAAGGCAGUGAAGACUGUGAAGACUGAAUGAUGCAACAACAGGACACCGUUCCCUCGCACGAGCCAUGGUCAUGGGAAUGCAACAGGAGAUUUCAACUUCAGAAGUAUUUCAUGGUGCACUAUUUUAAAUAUUAGGACAAUUUUACCAAGCCAUAAAGUCAGGUACAGCUGAAUUUCUGCUCUGUGCUUCCUGACAGUACCAGUGACUUUUAAAAAAUUACGCCAGUUCAUAUUUUGAUAACUUCAAAAGAUUAUGUUUUAUUAAAUGUAAGGUGCUUUUAAGGUUAUAAACAAGUCUGCAAAAGCCCUCCACCAGCUUGGACCUGGUGGGGGCUAAUGAAUGUAAACUUGGAUCUAUGCAGUUCAAAUAUUUGUUAUGAUAAAUAUUUAUAUAAUAAAAAUUCUAGCUUUUAAAAUUAUUUAAAAUGAUGACAUAUCCAAAUGAGUCCUUAACUCUCUAUUGGUGAAAAGACCUAAUGCUUCACUUUAGUAGAUGAACGAAUCAAGUUUAUCAGAAAUAUAAAUCCAAUGGAAAUAAAACCACUCACCUUUCCCCACCGCUGAAUGAAAUCCAAUUCACUCUGCCCACUGAAAACAAAUUGGAUAAAAUAAUACCCUGUUGGGAUUCAUUCACAGUAGUUGUAUUACAAGUCAGCAGGUCGUAGUCAAACCACAAACCGAGUUGAAAAGCAAAACUCCUCAUGCUCGAAAUCUGAAACAGAAACAGAAAAUGGAGGAAAUGCUCUGCAGGUCACACAACAUCUGAGGAGAGAGAAAAGGUGUUUGCGUUUCAGGCAAAUCAAUGAUCUAUUUGUCCUGAGCAUAAUCCCAUUUCAUUAAAUAGUUAGUAUGGUUAGUGAAAUGGUUUUGAUAUAACAAACAUGAGAAAAUCUGUAAAUGCUGGAAACACACAUUACUCAUAACUUGAUGAAGGGCCUUAGCCUGAAACAUCGACUGUCUACUCUUUUCCAUAUAAGCUGCCCGGCCUGUUGAGUUCUUCCAGCAUUUUGCAUGUGUGGUUGUGAAGUAAGGCUUGCUGGGACUUAAACUGAACUAUCUGUGCAUGUACUAUCUUCAGGAUGAAUGAGGAUGUUCAAAGAUAUCCUACUGCUGAUGUUACUCUUGGGGUGACAGACAUUGUAUGACUACUGUAGGUGGGCAUAGUUCAUGUCUUGCCAAAAGAUAUGGUCAUUGGUAGAGAUUUACUGGUCCUAGUAGAUUUGUUGGUUAAUAUUGACUCCACUGUAAUCUUGGCUUGCCCUAUGUUGACACAGUCCCAAACCAAAGCUGGGGUGGAUCCACUGCCAGCAAUGGCUGAUAGCCUAUUUGAGGGAGGUAAGAAGGGGCCACGUAAAUCACGUCAGAAACGCUGCCUGGAGAAAGCAUUAGGUACACCUGACCACCCACCUAACACCACAAACCUCAUCACAGAUCAACGGUGGUCCCCACAAACAUAACUUCCCUACAGCGAGCAGAUCCACCUUUGGCUCCUCUGUAUACUCGGAUGAAGGGAGGAGGAUGACAAGGGGUCCUUUAGCUGUAAAAAUAGCUAUAUGCUGGAAAAUUAUGUUUGCUGAGUAAGUUAAUUGGUGACAUUGGUGUAAUUAGGUGGCAGGGGGCUCAUUGGGCCUGAAGGACCUGUUACUGUGUGUAUCUCUAAAUAAAAUAAUCCUGCCACUGUCUGUAAGGAGUUUGUACGUUCUCCCCGUGACCACACGGAUUUCCUCCCGGUCCGCCGGUUUCCUCCCACAAUCCAAAGAUGUAUCUGUUGGUAGAUUCAUUGGUCAUUGUAAAUUGUCCCAUGAUUAGGCUAGGGAUGCUGGGCAGCAUGAUUCAAAGGAUCAGAAGGAUCUAUUUUGUGCUGUAUCUCAAUAAAAAGAACAGUACUGCCACUCACUGGAUUAUUUUUUCUUUUCUGCAUCAUUCUCUGUAAACACCAGAGACUGUUGUGCAUGAAAAUCCCAGGAGAUCAGCAGUUUCUGAGAUACUCAAACCACCCCGUCUGGCACCAACAAUCGUUCCACAGUCAAAAUCACUUAGAUCACAUUGCUUCCCAAUUCUGAUGUUUGAUCUGAACAACAACUAAAUCUCUUGACUGUAUCUGCAUGCUUUUAUGCAUUGAGUUGCUGCCACAUGACUGGCUGAUUAGAUAUUUACAUUAAUGAGCAGAGGUGCAGGUGUACCUAAUAAAGUGGCCACUGGGUGUAUUCAUACAGGCUUAAGGACUGCACUAGUAAGCUAGAAAGAACAGACUGAUGGUGAGAAAUGCACGGGGCAAGCUCCGAAUUAUCAUUUACUUGUUCACUGAGAAAUGCAAAUGAGCGGGCCUUAAAUUUAACAUCUGCAAAAGAUUCAGAGUACAUUUAUUAUCAAAGUAUGCAUGCGGUGUACAACCCUGAGAUUCAUUUUCCCACAGACAGCCACGAAAUAAAGAAAGAAAACCAUGGAACCUAUUCAAAGAAAAACAUCAAAGCCCUAAUGUGCAAAAAAAGAACAAAUCACACAAGCAGCAAAAAAGACCAAAUAACACAGAAUACAAAAUAUCAAACCACAAAUCAUCGAACCAGUCCAGCUCAACCUAGCUGUGUCAUUCAUAGCCUGUCCACCCUGAGUAAAAUUACAGAAAAUAGAAUCAAAAGGAGGAGCAACUAGGAAGACAUCAUAAUGUGAACUACAGAGUCCAAUCCACAAUAUGCAUCAAUUAAACCUUGACCAAGAUGAGAGGGGA
Messenger RNA from Mobula hypostoma (lesser devil ray), 3623 nucleotides. RefSeq names its product TLC domain-containing protein 3A-like. The record is from RefSeq and is a predicted model, not a curated record. Lineage: Eukaryota; Metazoa; Chordata; Chondrichthyes; Myliobatiformes; Myliobatidae. Gene Ontology annotation, biological process: lipid homeostasis. Gene Ontology annotation, cellular component: endoplasmic reticulum; membrane. The coding region runs from base 171 to 926 and encodes 251 amino acids. The transcript has 5 exons.